This is a messenger RNA of Podospora pseudopauciseta, 2380 nucleotides long. RefSeq lists its product as uncharacterized. The transcript is spliced from 6 exons. The record is from RefSeq and is a predicted model, not a curated record. Bases 649 to 2055 code for a protein of 468 amino acids. NCBI's taxonomy places the organism in Eukaryota, Fungi, Ascomycota, Sordariomycetes, Sordariales, Podosporaceae.
CCGGCCACCCACCGUCUUUUGUCCGUCCAAAUCAUAAUCUCCACACCACUCGAUCUCGGACGGGCCCCCAUGCAUUUGACAGCACCCAGCUACCCAGCUUGACGCAAGACUCUCGCAUCAAGAGCUCUUCUACUGUUUCACUUUGGCUGGAAAAGACUCUGCCGGGGUGUGAGGGAGCUUACCGCUACUGACUGACAUAUGUAUAUAAGUCCAAAGACGCCGCCCUCGAGCUGUCACCUUGGUCGCCACCAGAACCCAGCAAGAAAGCAAUCAAGUUGAACACAUCACCGAACCCGUGGCAGUGAGUGCAGCCAGCACGGUACCUGAAGCUCCAUCUUCAGCCAGAGGGCAACCUAGCUAGGUUUUGCGAAGCAACACAACCUCACCAGACAGGAACCUUGUCCACGCCGCAUUCAGACCCCAGUCGCACAGCCCGCCCCUCAUACGGGACCGCGACUUGCCCGCCGCGCCCACUUUUGUCUCCGCGCUGCGCUGCGCUGCACCGAGCUACGACCUCCCACCACCACCACCAACAAAGCAGAACAGCAGAACGCACACACACACUGUCCAUAAUUUUGUUGGAAGCUUUUUGGCCUGAGUGUCGAGGACAGUGAGGCGAAGACGGAUAUUGUAAAAAUCUGGGAAAAGAUGAAUCAACCACCCUACCCCCCCAACAUGCAUCAGCAUCCAUCUCAACACCCGCAUCAGCAUCCGCACCCGCAUCAGCAACAACAUCCCCAUCAACACCAGCAACCACACCCACUUUCUCACCAGCACCAGCACCAGCACCAGCACCCGCAGCACCAAAGCCCUUACUCCACCGAGAUGCACCCACCUCCGCACCCUGUGUCAUCCUACCCGCCUCAUCAGAUUCAGCCGCUCCCAUCUAUGCCUCCUCCAUCCUUCCAGGACGGUCUAGUUCAGGCACAGGCAGCCCAGGCGCAAGGAGCUCCGCCGCCCGGCCCGGCGAGUGAAGCCAGUCCUCAGUCAGGCUCGGGGGGCCAGGAACGUCCGCCACUGACGGCCGAGCAGCUGGAGGAGAUCAGGAAGAACCUGAUUCCCUUCUCUUCCCGAGACGCCCAGGGUAGGAAAUACACCCUCGAUGUUGUGCAACAGCCACAACGUGCACGAAUGUGUGGUUUUGGAGACAAGGACCGCCGUCCCAUCACCCCUCCACCCUGUGUACGACUGAUUGUGACGGACGAGAACACGGGCAAAGAAAUUGAUUGCAACGAGAUCGAGUAUGGCAUGUAUGUCCUGAAUGUGGACUUGUGGGACGAACAUGCGCUCAAGGAGGUCAAUCUUGUUCGGCACACGACAGCUUCACCUUCCAUCUCUUCGACUUCGCCAGCUUCCUAUGCUCAGAUGGAAUCAACACCGGCAUACUCAAACAUUCUGCCCUCCAACAUCCCGCCGAGGGAUGUGGGAUACGGGCAGGUGUACCCACCCCCCGGACAAGCCGUCAGUCCUUAUGGGAUGCAACCAGCAUACGGAGCCGGCUUUGUUGGCGCUCCCAACAGCGCUUAUGGACAGGCCCCCUAUUUCAGAGACUACCCCCAGGAAGUGGGCAUGUCGUAUGGAUAUGGGCCCCCACGCGUCUUCGAACCGUCCUAUGGCAUCGGAGGGCAGCGCAUGUCUAUCGGCGGAACCGCGCCAUCAGGCAUGUUUACGAGAAAUCUUAUUGGGAGCCUGGCCGCCAGUGCCUUCCGUCUCAACGACCCAGAUGAUAAGAUUGGCAUCUGGUUUGUGCUUCAGGACUUGAGUGUGAGGACAGAGGGCUGCUUCCGUCUUCGGUUCUCCUUUGUCAACGUCGGAAUUCCCAUGUCGAACCCCGGAUCUGGCGCCAACGGCGUCGUCAACCAAGGAAGUGCCCCUGUGCUGGCCGCGGUCUUUUCGGAGGUUUUCCAGGUCUAUUCCGCCAAGAAAUUUCCCGGUGUCUGCGAGAGCACGCCGCUCAGCAAGUGUUUCGCUACCCAGGGCAUCAAGAUCCCUAUUCGCAAGGAUGGGCACGAGAAGAAGGGCAAUGCGGAUGAUGAUGAUGAUUAUGGUAACUAGGUGUCCCGGGGCUUGUCUUUCGCGGGAAGUCUAGCUGAGGUUGGAGUUUCUGUGUGUGUAUAGAGGAGAGGGCGAGUGAGGAGUAAAGAGUGGUCCGGAAAGAAGGGGACAUCAUGGGGUUAGGGUGUUGUUGAGUCGGUUGGUGGCGAUCUUACGUUCUAACUUUUACGGUUUCAUGUUUCUGUGCUUUUAUUCUCUUCUUUUUGUGCGAUAGCGUUCUUCUGUUUUGUUUUUGUGCGAAAAAGUAUUAUGAUUGCAGGCUCAGAGGUGAUACCAAAUGGAUAUUUGUUUUUCUCUUGUUGUCAUCAGAGGGUAGAGAGAGGGG